UUGAUGUUGUGAGAUCAAACGAGUUACACAAACAAAAGCUCAUCAUGAAACUAUUGCCGCUAUUGUUACUGACCUUGCUAGGUCUUUUCCACCUUGCGCCGCAGACGCAGGGGGCGAAAAUAUUGCUGACUUUAGGUUUUCCGGGUCGUUCCCAGUAUAUUUUUGUUGAGUCGUACUUCAAAGCAUUGGCAGCCCGUGGACAUGAAGUGACCGUCAUCAGCCCCUUUGAGAACAAACCUGUUCCCAAUGUUAGAUUUAUACUUGCUCCCAAAAUUAAUGAUCAUUACGAUGAAAUGCUUGCGGGUAUGAAUAUUUCUGGCGUUUGGGCACAACAGAAAUUCUUCUCAGAGAUGAUUGAAAAUAUCUGUGAUUGUGUUCUCUCUGAGCCAGCUGUUCAGAAAUUGAUGCAUUCCGGCGAAAAGUUCGAUGUUGUCUUGGCCGAGAUGGUGCAGACAGAAUCUUUAUUUGGACUGGCCCAACAUUUCAAUGCAUCGCUCAUUGGUUUCUCAAGCUAUGGCAAUGAUUAUCGUAUUGAUCUUCAUAUGGGAAAUAUAUCGCCGUUUUCCUAUAAUCCACUGCCCACAUUGCCUCUUUCGAAUCCAAUGACAUUUUUGGAACGUCUUAGUAACAAAUGGGAAGUUUGGGUAGAAAGAGCAGCUCAUUACUGGAUCCACUCGCCAGCUAUGCAAAAGCAGUAUGCCAAAUACUUCCCCAAUGCGAAGAAGACACUCGAUGAAGUCUUGGAUAGUUUUGAUUUCAUGUUACUGGGCCAGCAUUUUACUCUGAGUUAUCCACGACCCUAUUUGCCCAACAUGAUUGAAGUGGGCGGAAUUCACAUUGCUCACAAGCCGAAGCCACUGCCGGAGGAUAUCAAACAGUUUAUUGAGAGUUCGCGUGAUGGUGUCAUUUAUUUCUCAUUGGGAUCGAAUGUGAAGAGCAAAGAUUUGCCACAGGAAACGCGUGAUACUUUAUUGAAAGUGUUUGGAGGUCUCAAGCAACGUGUGCUUUGGAAAUUUGAGGAUGACAACAUGCCCAACAAGCCGGACAAUGUGUUCCUCAGCAAAUGGUUCCCGCAACCGGACAUUCUGGCUCACAAAAAUGUUAAGCUUUUCAUCAGUCACGGUGGACUUCUGAGUACCAUUGAAAGUGUUUACUUUGGCAAACCCAUUUUGGGUAUGCCCGUUUUCUACGAUCAGUUCAUGAACGUCAAACGCGCUGAGCGCAUGGGCUUUGGACUGGGAUUAGAUCUGCAGAACCUAAAGCAGGCCGAGUUGGAGAAAACCAUCAACACUCUGCUGACCACGCCGAGCUAUGGAAAUUCUGCCGCCCUCAUCUCAGAACGCUAUCGCGAUCAGCCAGAAUCAUCGCUGGAACGUGCAGUUUGGUGGACGGAAUACGUGAUCCGCCACAAGGGAGCUCCACAUAUGAGGGCGACAUCGCGAGAUUUGAAUUUCUUCCAACUGCAUGGCUGGGAUACCUCGGCGGUGCUGGUUGGACUGCCGCUUCUAGCACUUGUUGUGCUGGUCAAGCUGAGCUGUUGGCUGCUUAGCAAAGUCUUUGCAACUAAACCAAAACGAACUGAUAAGCAAAAGAAGCAUUAGGGACAUUUAAACUUACAAAAUUAUCAAUUUGUUAUCAAUUUUAUAGUUGCUACCAAUUAAGUAAUCGUAUUAAAUUGAAUUGCUGUAUUGUGAAAUUAUCUGUCACUUAUUGGGGCCAUACAGUCUGAUAAGAUGUUUUCACAAUAAAAACUUUAAAAGCACGGUUAUAAAUAAGCAGAAUAGAAAAACGGAUUGUAUACUGAAAUUUUGUAGGCCAAGAUAAAAGGUAAUUGACCUUCUCUGAGUAGUACAAAGCUGCGAGAAUAGAUGAGAUAGUUCUUAUCGACUACUUAUCUACGAAUAAACAUAAUACAUUUAAUAAAUAGAAGUAAUCAAAAAGUAAUGAAACACAAUGAAUUAAGUUAUUUCAGAAAAAACAAAUAAUCAAUCUAAAAAUUUAAAUAAACAACAACAAGUUUUAUGUCAUAACACGUCAUAAAUUAACUCAUUAUUCAAUCUAAAUAUAUAUUUAAGCUAAAAACCUGUUUAAUCUAAUCAACCUACUCUAUGAAUUACUGUGAAGUAGCGCGCUUAAUUUGGAUUGUGCAUGUGUGGGAAAUGUUUAAUAUAGCUCUGCGACAAACAAAAUAACAGCAAUUGAAGCAAAGUGCCCACAGCGGUUGCUUGUUUGGUGCGUAUACGUAACAUUAAUCGAAUUGACAUUGAAAUAUAUUAAACGAAUGCAAUGAAUUUAUA
This is a messenger RNA of Drosophila nasuta, 2297 nucleotides long. RefSeq names its product UDP-glycosyltransferase family 35 member C1 (gene Ugt35C1). Gene Ontology annotation, molecular function: UDP-glycosyltransferase activity. The coding region runs from base 45 to 1601 and encodes 518 amino acids. NCBI's taxonomy places the organism in Eukaryota, Metazoa, Arthropoda, Insecta, Diptera, Drosophilidae. The record is from RefSeq and is a predicted model, not a curated record. The transcript is spliced from 2 exons.